UGCGCUUCUGCCGCUGCCUGUUGAGUCUACAGCUGCGAGGCCGCUGCCAUGGGACUGGGCUCUGUAGCGGUGGGGGAUGCCUUGCGAGGUGCAGCCCGGGGGUCCGGCGUGCGGGUGAGGUUCGCGCCCAGCCCCACAGGGUUCCUGCACCUAGGUGGCCUGCGGACUGCUUUGUACAACUACAUUUUUGCCAAGAAACACCAAGGGAGCUUCAUCCUCAGACUGGAGGACACAGACCAAAGCCGGGUGGUGCCCGGGGCUGCUGAAGGCAUAGAAGAUAUGCUGGAAUGGGCAGGCAUCCCACCCGAGGAGAGCCCUCGCAGGGGCGGCCCGGCGGCCCCCUACCACCAAUCCCAGAGACUCAGCCUAUACAGGGAAGCCGCAGAGCUGCUUCUGGAGAAGGGGGCUGCCUACCGCUGCUUUUGCACCCCCCAGCGCCUGGAGCUGCUAAAGAAAGAGGCGCUGAGGAACCGGCAGACGCCGCGGUAUGACAACAGGUGCCGCCACCUGAGCCCCAAGCAGGUGGCUGAGAAGGUGUCUCAGGGUGCUGACUCCGUCAUGCGCUUCCGCCUGGAGGAGAACUCAGAGCCCUUCUGCGACCUGAUCCACGGCUGGAGCAAGCACGUUGUCGCCAGCGUCGAAGGGGAUCCGGUGAUCCUGAAGAGCGAUGGCUUCCCCACCUACCACCUGGCCAACGUGGUGGAUGACCACGCCAUGGGGAUCAGCCAUGUCCUGCGGGGGGCAGAGUGGCUCAUCUCCACCUCCAAGCACCUCCUCCUCUACGGGGCCUUUGGCUGGGACCCGCCUCAAUUUGGCCACCUCCCGCUGCUCCUGAACAAAGACGGCAGCAAGCUUUCCAAGAGGCAGGGGGACAUUUUUGUGGAGCAGCUUGCGCAGGAUGGCUGGUUGCCCGAAGCCCUGCUGGACAUCAUGACAAAUUGUGGCUCUGGAUUUACAGAUAACCGGAUGGGUAGGACGUUGAAGGAGCUGAUUGAGGAAUUCAACAUGAGCAAGAUUGAAAGGCACUCGGCCCUGCUGGAUCUUGAGAAGCUGUCCGAGUUCAACAGGAUCCACCUGACCCGUCGGAUUGAAGAUGACCUGCAACGGCAAGAGCUGGUGGCAGAGGUGCAGGCCUCUGUGGAGGAGACCUACGGGAGCCAGGUGGUAGACCGGGAGGUCCUUGAGAAGGGCUAUGUGGAGCAGGUGCUGCUGCUUAGAAGGGGCCACAUAAGCCGCCUCAAGGACUUGGUGUCACCCAAAUAUGCUUUCUUGUGGAUCCGGCCCUCCGUGCCUCACGAGGAGCUGCAAACCAUUUCAGCAGAGGCAGACAAAAUAGGAAGGCUGGUUGUCAGGUUGCUGGAACAGCCGGUUUGUGCUCUGACCCCAGAGGAGCUCGGCAAAGACCUGAGGCGGCUGCAGGAGCAGAUAAGUGGGACCCAGUACAGUGGCAUGAUGAGACUUCUCCGCUUGGCCCUCAGUGGCCAGAAGGAAGGACCCAGCGUUGCCGAGAUGAUGGUCUCCUUGGGGCCCAGAGAGGCCAGCGCACGGAUCCAGAGAGCCCUUUGCAGCUGACCUGUUGAAGCAAAACAGCCAACUGAACUUUUAGUAGAGCUUGCAUGUCAAGCCUUCCAUGAAGCUUAAACACCUUCCUGUGGACCGCAGAGCAUCUCACAGCCACGGACUUGACCACUUCUCUCUCUCUCUCUGUAUAUAUAUAUAUAUAUAUAUCUUUAAAAGUGCUCUGGGGUUGGCAGCCUGGCAUUGGCACUGAGACCCUAAGGGGAUUUCCGGUUCUAGUU
Molecule: messenger RNA, 1799 nt
Organism: Zootoca vivipara (common lizard)
Lineage: Eukaryota; Metazoa; Chordata; Lepidosauria; Squamata; Lacertidae
Gene: EARS2
Product: glutamyl-tRNA synthetase 2, mitochondrial
Biological process (GO): glutamyl-tRNA aminoacylation
Cellular component (GO): mitochondrion
Molecular function (GO): glutamate-tRNA ligase activity; tRNA binding; ATP binding
Source: RefSeq, a predicted model, not a curated record